AGGAGAAAGAGAAGGAGGUGUGUUUUCAUAGAGAGAGAGAGAGGAGGUGAACCGAGGAUCUGCGUCCAGAAGCCACAACUACCGACCGACUGACAGACAGAGAGCAGAGGACGCACCGGGACAUGACCGGAGGAUAACCGGGAGAUAACCGGGAGGAUCCAGGAAGAGGAACCGAGGACACAUCUGUUGCAGCAGGAGGAAGAGGAGGAGGAGGAGGAGGAAGGUGUGUGACACACAGAAUGGAUCUACUGCUGUGAGCAGCUGCGGACCUGAAGGAGGACACCCACCGGACAGACAGACCGACAGACCGACAUGGCCCACGUAGGCAACGGAGCGACCGGAGAGGACGAGGACUGCUUCGAAGAUGCUUACGACCGAAUACCUGCGGCGAGUCACAUGGACCUGCAGACAGCCAUCCAGGAGACUCAGUGUGCUCUCAAUCUGGUCCUCAACGACAAGUUCUCUGAAGCCCUGGACCUCCUCAAACCAUGGUGGAAGGACAGCAUGUACCACGCGUUGGGUUACAGCAGCAUCCUGGUGAUGCAGGCGACGAUGACCUUCGAACACAGAGACAUUCAGGCUGCCAUGACGACCAUCAAGGAGGCGUUACAGACCUGCCAGAGGUUCAGGAAGAAGAACUCGGUGGUCGGGUCUCUGUCCAGUCUGAUCAGCAAACAGUCCAACCUGCAGGAAGAGGAGAUGCAUGCAGAGAUCUGCUACGCUGAGUGUCUGCUGCAGAAAGCCACGCUGACGUUUGUCCAGGAUGAGAACAUGAUCAGUUUUAUCAAAGGAGGCAUCAAGAUACGAACAAGCUACCAAAUCUACAAGGAUUGUCAGAAUGGGCUGAAUGUCACUCAGGACCUGGCCGGCCAGUCUGAUGCGUUCAAACAGUUUGAGGGCGGAGUCAAGCUGGGCAUCGGAUCCUUCAACCUGAUGUUGUCUCUCCUCCCUCAGAGGAUUUUGAGGUUGUUGGAGUUCAUUGGAUUCUCAGGAAACAGGGGGUUCGGUCUGUCUCAGCUGAGAGAGGGCGCCUCCAGUCAGAGUCUGCGGUCGAUCCUCUGCGCUCUGACUCUCCUCUUCUACAACACAUACGUUUCACUGAUACUUGGAACCGGAGAGGGGAACCUGGUGGAGGCUGAAGCUCUGCUGGAGCCGUACCAGCAAAAAUACCCCAAAGGAUCCAUUAUUCUCUUCUACUCUGCUCGCAUCUCCACGCUGAGAGGAAACUUCGAGAAGGCCCGGGCGCGGUACGAGGAGUGUAUCAGCAGCCAGCAGGAGUGGAAGCAGAUCCACCACCUGUGUUACUGGGAGCUGAUGUGGACUCACUCCUACCAGCAGGAGUGGCAGCAGGCGUACCGCUACGCUGACCUGCUGUGCAAGGAGAGCCGCUGGUCCAAGGCUAUCUAUGUGUACCAGAAGGCGGCCAUCCUCAGUAUGAUGUCAGAGGAGGAGGUGCAGAAGACGGGGGAGGACAUCAUGGAGCUCUUUAAGCAGGUGGAGGGGCUGAAACAGCGGCUGGCAGGGAAGUCGAUCCCGACGGAGAAGUUUGCAGUGAGGAAGUCGAGACGCUACAAAGCUGCUAACCCCAUCCGCCUGGUCAUCCCCGCUCUGGAGAUGAUGUACGUUUGGAACGGUUUCACCAUCGUCGGGAAGAGAGCCGACAGUACCGAGGCCCUGCUGGUUACCAUAGAGACAGCCGAGGAGCAGCUUCGCAACGAUCCCAACCCGUCAGAGUUUCAUCCAGAUGACAGCUGCCUGGUCCAGAUGUUGAAGGGACUCUGUCUGAAGCACCUGGGCAGGUUAUUGCAGGCCGAGCUGUGCUUCACGCAGGUCCUAUCCAGUGAGAGUCGUAUCAGAUAUGAUCACUACUUGGUUCCCUUCACUCUCUAUGAGUUGGGUCUGCUGUAUAAACAACAGGGAGACUUCACCAAGGCCACCACGUACAUUGAAAACGCCAAGACGAACUACAAGGACUACUCAAUGGAGUCCAGACUGCACUUCAGGAUCCACGCGGCCCUCAACAGCCUCAAAGGAUCACCCGUUGGCACCCCAUAAUACUGGAAAACAACUCGGACUGCAGCUGGAAACAACAGCGUAGGAAUCACAAAUCCAGGGAUUUCCCCCUUAACGAAGGAGCGUGUCGGGGGUUCGAUAUCCAUCAGGACUCUCUUAUUCUUCAUUGCUUGCAACCUCAUAUUGUAUGUUAUGUUUCCUUAUUUAUUUUUUUUAAAUUUUGUUGACAGAUGAGAUUAUUUAAACAGGCUCGGGCUUCCCAUCAGCGUUGUGUAAGCUAAUACUGGGAGUUUAUCGGUAGAUGCAGCGCCACGGUUCAAUGCCAAAUGUCAGGUUUAAUCAGCUUACGAAUAGUUAACGAUGGCUCCUUUAUCGGAGUUUCACUCUCGUUCACUCAGACGCUUUGAACAGGAAACAACUUGUUAUAUAUAAGCACAAGGUACGAAAGGGUUUAGCUUUCAAACCACAAGGGGACGCCAAUACGUGACGAGAGAUCUGGGAAAACUAGUCAGUAUACAUCAGACCGGCACAUCGCAAAAAGUCAAGGCCACGCCCCCUUCAGGGGGACAGAAAACAGAAGAUCCCAUAGACUUCAAUACAAUCUGACGUAUGUUUGGAUUGUUAUUUUGACAAGUUUAUAUUCAUUCAUCUCUUGUUAUACAAACGUUUGUUUUAUUCACACGUCUAAUAAUUAUUUAGCGACCUUGCCUGAACCUGAGUGUUGGCGAUAUCUUAAGUGUGAAAGUCUCGGUAAACCCGCUUCACAACAGCUUUUCAUCAUUUGCUCUCCUGUGAAGGCGAGUUUCUUUCCCCCAAAAUGGGAUUGCAGCCUCGGAGAUGACGCCAUGCCAAAGAACGUAUAUUUAAAGAAGU
Molecule: messenger RNA, 2886 nt
Organism: Sebastes umbrosus (honeycomb rockfish)
Lineage: Eukaryota; Metazoa; Chordata; Actinopteri; Perciformes; Sebastidae
Product: tetratricopeptide repeat protein 39B
Exons: 19
Coding region: 313-2055 (580 amino acids)
Molecular function (GO): protein binding
Source: RefSeq, a predicted model, not a curated record